AUGAAUAACAACAAUAACAAUAGCGGUGUAACCAGUAUGGAGGUUGAGCAAAAGAUUGAUGAUGCUCUUUAUAGCAGACAGUUGUAUGUCCUCUCUCAUGAGGCCAUGCAAAAGAUCUCAGCAACAAGUGUACUCAUCGUUGGUCUAUCCGGACUCGGUGUCGAGAUUGCCAAGGACGUCGUACUAGCAGGUGUCAAGUCUGUCACCCUCUACGAUAAUGAUCCCGUCAAGAUAUCCGAUCUCUCAUCUCAAUUCUAUUUAGAAGAGUCACAGAUUGGAAUGAGAAGAUCAGUUGCUUGUGUGUCAAAGCUUGUAGAAUUAAAUAACUAUGUGGCAGUGAACAACUACACUGAUGAUCUCACCGAGGAAUUCUUGAACAACUUUAAUGUCGUGGUGCUGGCCAACCAGCCACUGCAGCUCCAGCUGCAGCUCAACGAGGUGUGCCACCGCAACAACAUAAAGUUCAUCGCCGCCGAGACUCGUGGAGUGUUUGGAUCGCUCUUCAACGACUUUGGCCAAGACUUCCACAUCGUCGACACCAACGGCGAGAACCCCGCCACCUACAUGAUCAGCGCCGUCAGCCAGGAGACCAGCGGUGUCAUCACCAUCGUCGAGGAGCACAAGCUGCAGCUCCAGGACGGCGACUACGUCACAUUCAAGGAGAUCAACGGCAUGAACCAGCUCAACGACCUACCCCCACAAAAGAUCAAGGUGAUCUCGCCCUACACGUUCAGCAUUGGCGACACCUCUGCCUUUGGCGUCUACACCAACGGUGGCUACGUCACCGAGGUUAAGCAGCCAAAGAUCGUCAGCUUCAAGCCAUUGGCUGAGGUCCUGGACAAGGCUGAGGGCCUGUUCACCACCGACGACUUCAAGUUUGAUCACCCAUACCAGCUGCUCGUCGGAUUCCAGGCGAUCCACGCGUUCAACGACAAGAACAAGCACUUCCCCCGCCCACACAACAAGGCCGACGCCGAUGAGGUCCUGGCCCUGGCCGCACCACUCGCCAAGAAGUACGACGUUGAGCUGAAAGAGAAGCUGAUCAGACAACUGGCAUACGGAUUCCAGGGAGACAUUGUUGGUCUGUGCGCCAUCAUUGGAGGUAUUGCCGCUCAGGAGGUUCUGAAGGCAUCCUCUGGCAAGUUCCACCCAAUCUGCCAGAUGCUCUACUUUGACGCCAUCGAGGCCUUGCCCUCGGACGACCUGCCCGAGUCAGAGUUCCAGCCAAUCGGCUCACGUUACGACGGACAGAUUGCCACUUUGGGUAUCACCCUGCACAAGAAGAUCGAGUCGCUCAACUACUUCCUCGUCGGAUCCGGUGCCAUUGGUUGCGAGAUGCUAAAGAACUUUGCCAUGAUGGGUGUUGGCUGUGGUGAGAAUGGAAUGGUCCACGUCACCGACAUGGACACCAUCGAGAAGUCCAACCUCAACCGUCAGUUCCUCUUCCGUUCGUCCGACAUCAACAAGCUCAAGUCCGAGUGUGCUGCCCGCGCCGUCAAGGCCAUGAACCCCAGCGUCCACAUCAAGGCCUACUCGACCCGUGUUGGCCCAGAGACUGAGAACCACUACAACGAGCAGUUCUACACCUCCCUGGACGGUGUGUGCAAUGCCCUCGACAACAUCGACGCCAGAAUGUACAUGGACAGCCAGUGUGUCUUCUACAGCAAGCCACUGCUCGAGUCUGGUACUCUGGGCACCAAGGCUAACACCCAGGUCGUCGUACCCAAGCUGACAGAGUCAUACUCAUCGUCGCGUGACCCACCCGAGAAGUCGAUCCCAAUGUGCACUCUGCACAACUUCCCCAACGCCAUUGAGCACACGAUCCAGUGGGCUCGUGACAUCUUUGAGGGUCUCUACAAGAAUGCCGCCGAGAAUGUCAACUCAUACCUCACCAUCCCAACGUUCGUCGAGUCCCUGCACAAGCAGACCAGCAACGUUCGUCUGGAGACCCUGACCAGCAUCAAGUCAUCUCUCGUUGGUCGUCCACUCAACUUUGACGAUUGUGUCCACUGGGCCCGCCUAAAGUUUGAGGAGCUGUACAACAACAACAUCGAGCAGUUGCUCUACAACUUCCCAAGAGACAUGCUCACCACCACAGGCACACCAUUCUGGUCUGGCCCCAAGCGCGCACCAACUCCACUCAAGUUUGACGCCUCCAACUCACUUCACGUAGACUUUGUUGUGUCGGCCGCCAACUUGCGUGCCUUCAACUACGGUAUCAAGGGCACCAACAAUGCAGAGCAGAUCACCAAGAUGGCACUGGACACCAUCGUGCCAGAGUUCACCCCCAAGAAGGUCAAGAUCUCGACCAACGAGAAUGAGCAGCAGCAGCAACAACAGCAGCAGACUCAGCAGAUGGACGGCGACGACGACCAGACCGACAAGAUCCUCUCUGAGAUCCCACAGCCAAACGAGUUGGCCGGCUACAAGAUCAAUGCCAUCUCCUUUGAGAAGGACGACGACACAAACUUCCACAUCGACUUUAUCACGGCCGCCUCCAACCUGCGUGCCACCAACUACAACAUCACCCUGGCCGACCGUCACAAGACCAAGGGCAUUGCCGGUAAGAUCAUCCCCGCCCUCGUCACCACCACUGCCCUCGUCUCUGGUCUCGUCUCUCUGGAGCUGCUAAAGGUCAUCCAGCAGAAGCCAAUCGAUGCCUACAAGAACACCUUCUUGAACUUGGCCAUCCCAUUCUUUGCCUUUAUCGAGCCCAUCGCCCCAUCGACCAACAAGAUCCGUGAGGGCUGGAGCUGGACUCUUUGGGACAGGUUCGAGGUCGACGGCGACAUCACCCUGGCUGAGUUCCUGGCCAAGUUUGAGAAGGAUCACCGUCUGGAGGUCAACAUGAUUUCCUGCCAGGUGACCCUGCUCUACGCCAUGUUCCUCGACAAGAAGACCAAGGACGAGAGACUCAAGACCAAGAUGAGCACCUUGUACGAGACAUUGAGCAAGAAGCCAUUGCCCGAGAAGAAGUACCUCGUAUUUGAGGUCUGCUGUGAGGAUAUGGACACUUCCGAGGAUGUUGACGUCCCCUAUGUUAGAUAUAGAUUCAGAGAGUAA
This is a messenger RNA of Acytostelium subglobosum LB1, 3063 nucleotides long. RefSeq lists its product as hypothetical. Gene Ontology annotation, cellular component: nucleus; cytoplasm. The record is from RefSeq and is a predicted model, not a curated record. Lineage: Eukaryota; Evosea; Eumycetozoa; Acytosteliales; Acytosteliaceae. Gene Ontology annotation, biological process: ubiquitin-dependent protein catabolic process; protein ubiquitination; DNA damage response. Gene Ontology annotation, molecular function: ubiquitin activating enzyme activity. Bases 1 to 3063 code for a protein of 1020 amino acids. The transcript is spliced from 2 exons.